AUGGACUCGGACCGCGAAGAGACGUUGGCAGUGGAGGUUGGACCAGAGGGACAGGACCAGGACGAUGACGUCUACGUGCCCGUUAAAAAGCGAAAGGAAAUGAUGCAGGCUCAGCGCCUGGCUCGGCGCAAGCAGCCCACGCUCGAGGAGAAGGCGCGCGAGGAGCGUCGCCGCCAGCAAGAGGCCGAGCAGGGGGCUCGUGAGGGACCUGCAGCUGGCAUCUCUCUCAUGGAGGCUCACGAAAAGCUCAAGCGCGCACAAGGCCCGCGCGUCGAGUCGGAACUGGACAUUCAGCUCAAGCAGGAGGAGGAAAUCCUUCGCAACAUUCGCCACGCCAAGGAGCUCAAGUCCGUCGAGGAGUUGGCCAAGGGUAUUUCCUACACAGAACCGCUCAAAACCUCUUGGCGCCCUCCUCGGCGACAAUAUUCCCCCACCUGUGCGCCGCUUUCAAGACUUGAAGCUUGCCCCGCCCAUUCAGCGGCUUUUGGACGCCAAGGGUAUUGUCAAACCAACUCCAAUUCAGAUGCAAGGUUUGUCGGCGUGCCCGUGGCUUUGUCGGGACGUGAUAUGAUCGGGAUUGCAUUCACGGGGUCUGGCAAAACUCUGGCCUUCUCCCUCCCCGCUCUCAUGCUGGCCCUGGACCAGGAGAUCAAGAUGCCUUUUGUGGGGGGCGAGGGCCCCUUUGCCAUCAUCAUGGCUCCCAGUCGCGAGCUCGCCCGCCAGACCUAUGACGUUUUGAUAGAAUUUACCGAUGCCCUGGCGAAGGAGGGCUAUCCCCAGCUGGGCAUCAUGCUCUGCAUUGGUGGCUUGUCGAUGCAAGAGGUGAUGGAGCGUUGCCAAAACGGUGUACACAUUGCCGUCUGCACUCCAGGUCGCCUCAUUGAUGUCCUCGGCAAGAAGCGGAUCACCCUGGACGUGUGCCGGUACUUUUGCCUGGACGAGGCCGAUCGCAUGGUAGACAUGGGCUUUGAAGAUGACAUUCGAACCAUCUUUUCAUACUUCAAGGGGCAGCGACAGACGCUACUCUUUAGUGCUACCAUGCCUACCAAGGUUAAAGACUUUGCCGCCAGUGCCUUGGUCAAGCCGGUGACAGUGAAUGUUGGUGGCCGAGCGGGUGCGGCUUCGUUGGAUGUGAUCCAGGAGGUGGAGUAUGUCAACCCCGACUCGCGCGUGGUGUAUUUGCUCGAGUGUCUGCAGAAAACACCACCGCCCGUGAUGAUUUUCUCGGAGAAGAAGCAGGACGUGGAUGACAUCCAUGAAUAUCUUCUGCUCAAGGGCGUCCAUGCCGCGGCCAUUCACGGCAGCAAGGACCAGGAGGAGCGUGACAUGGCCGUCAAGGGUUUCAAAGAAGGCCGCAAGGAUGUCUUGGUGGCAACAGAUAUUGCUUCCAAGGGCCUUGACUUCCCAGACAUCAAGCAUGUCAUUAACUUUGACAUGCCCGAGGAGCUGGAAAACUACGUGCAUCGUAUCGGUCGUACUGGGCGGUCCGGCAAGACGGGUCUGGCCACCACCUUUGUGUCCGACAUGGUGCCGAUGACGACACUCCUUGAUCUCAAGUAUCUGCUCAAGGAGGCGCGCCAACGCAUCCCACCCUUUUUGCGCAAACUCAAGUCGGAGCACGAGCGCUUUCUGGGUACCGGCAAUGUCCAAGGUUGCAGCUACUGUGGUGGCCCAGGACAUCGUAUCACAGAGUGCCCCAAGCUCAGCAAUGUCCAGCAGCAGAAGACGCGCGACAUUACCUAUGGUUCGGACUUUUUGAACGGUGGUGACAAUUGGUAG
Messenger RNA from Monosiga brevicollis MX1, 1779 nucleotides. RefSeq lists its product as uncharacterized. The transcript is spliced from 5 exons. Lineage: Eukaryota; Choanoflagellata; Craspedida; Salpingoecidae. The record is from RefSeq and is a predicted model, not a curated record. Gene Ontology annotation, molecular function: RNA helicase activity; zinc ion binding; ATP binding. Gene Ontology annotation, biological process: mRNA splicing, via spliceosome. The coding region runs from base 1 to 1779 and encodes 592 amino acids. Gene Ontology annotation, cellular component: spliceosomal complex.